CGUCAAUAGACGAGUGGACAAACGAAUCGCUGUGCACCAAAACCACACAAAUAUCCAAGAGGAAAAAGAGAGGGGAACCUAGAUCCAUGGCGGCUGUAAUGAACUCCGUGAUGGAGAAGCUGGCUGAUUUAAUGGGAGAGGAGUAUGAGAAGCACAAGACCAUGCGGAGGGACAUGGCGUUCCUUAGGGACGAGCUCCGCAGCAUGGAUGCUGUCCUCAAGAAGCUUGCCGAAGCGGAGGAGGAGCUCGAUCUGCCGACCGUGGAGUGGAGGAAUCAAGUGAUGGAUAUGGCGUUUGAUAUCGAGGAUUCCAUCGACGGUUUCAUUCAUCAAGUUGGUGACGAUGCCAACACUGGUGAUGCUGGCUUCAUCGCUAAGAUUCGCCACUAUGUGAGUGAAUUGAGAGCGCGUCACCAUUUUACCAACCAAAUCCAAGAGCUCAAGACUCGGGUGAUCCAAGUGAGCGAACGCCGCAAAAGGUAUAAGACUGAUGAAGGCUCCUCAAGAUCCAGAUGCGUAGCUGUUGACCCUCGGGUGACUGCGCUAUAUACGGAUGCAGGCAACCUUGUUGGCAUUGAUGGUCCAACGGAUGAGCUUAUCAGCUUGUUGGAAGAGAGGGGGUGUGCAUCACUGCAGUGUCUGAGAGUGGUAUCCAUUGUUGGAUUUGGAGGUCUUGGCAAAACAACAGUUGCAAAUGAAGUGUACCGUAAGCUUGGGGGGCAAUACAACUUCAAGGCUUUCGUAUCAGUGUCUCAAAGACCCGAUCUGUUGAAGCUUCUUAAUAGGAUCAUCUCUAAGGUUGGGAUGCCACAACUGAAUCAUACCAUUGAAGUGGAAGAUCUCAUUGAAAACGUCAGAGAGUAUCUAAAAGACAAAAGAUACUUUCUUGUGAUUGAUGAUAUAUGGGAUGCAUCAGUAUGGGAAAUUCUUCGUUGUGCCUUUCCAGAUAAUCAAAGAGGGAGCAAAGUGAUCACAACUACACGAAUUGAGACAGUGGCUAAGGCAUGUUGCGCGUAUCGACGUGAGUUCAUUUACAGGAUGAAACAUCUUGAUGAUCAGAACUCAACAAAAUUAUUUUUUAGUAGAGUGGGAUAUGCUUGUGCUCAGCCACUGAUAGAGAUCGCUGAUGAAAUUUUACAAAAAUGCGGUGGUCUCCCACUAGCCAUUAUAAGCAUUGCCAGCCUUUUGGCUAGCCAGCCAGCCAGAUCAAGGGAGCAAUGGAAGUUUGUGUGCAGUUCCCUAAGCUCAAAUUUGAGAACAAAUCCAACUUUAGAGGGAAUGAGACAGGUACUAAAACUUAGCUACAACAAUCUUCCACCCCAUCUUAAGACAUGCUUAUUAUAUAUUGGUAUGUAUCCAGAAGAUCACUCUAUUGAAAAGGAGGAUCUGGUGAGGCUAUGGGUUGCUGAAGGUUUUGUCGGUAAAUUACAUGAUCAAGAUGCAGAGGAAGCUGCUGGAAGUUACUUCAACGAACUCGUCAACAGGAGCAUGAUCCAACCUACAUACACCAACUACAACGGUGAGGUGUUGAGAUGUAAAGUUCACGACAUGAUUCUUGAUCUAAUCAGACAGAAGUCAGAGGAAGAGAACUUUUUGAGGGUGAUAGACAAUAUACAUGACAUAGCCACAUCAUUGCAGAGCAGGGUGCGUCGGCUUUCCCUUCACUUCGGUUUUGGAGCAAGUCAAGGCCCAACAGCUGCAGCAAGCUUAAGCAUGUCACAUAUACGAUCAUUUGCUCUGUUUGGCAACACUUGUUUCAUGCCUCCUAUUUCUGAAUUCAAGUACAUCCGAGUCCUGAAUCUGAAAGACUGGCGUAGUGAUGGGGAUGAUAGUAUUGAUCUUACGCCAAUCUGCAAAUUAUUUGAGCUUAGGUAUUUGAAUGUUAGUAGGGAAGCACGGCUGCCAGCCAGAAUUAGGAGCCUGAAACGUUUGGAGACACUGGACCUGGAUAAGCUUGAUGGUGAUGUGCCGUCGGAUAUUGUUGAAUUGCCUUGCUUGUUGCAUCUGCUCGUUCCUUAUGGUAAAAGGCUGCCUGAUGGAAUUUGUGCAAUGAAGUCCCUACGUACUCUACGGUCCUUUGAUGUGGGCGUGAACUCUGUGGACAAUUUUAAGGGACUUGGUGAACUAAUGAAUGUUAAGGAUCUUUGGAUUACGUGCACUGGUACCGUCCCUCAGCAAGGAAUCAAGGAUGUCUUAUGGUCUUCUAUUGGCAAACUUAUCAGUUGCAAACUAAGGGCUCUAACUUUUCCUCACUUUGGUCCCGUUAAUCUGCCUCCUCCUGUGGCUGAAUCAGAUUGUUUGACCAUUUCUCUAACCGAGAGCAAUCUUGAGAUACUUGCUGUUUCUUCGACUAUGUUUCCCCAGGUUCCAAGCUGGAUUGGUCAACACCAUAAGCUCUCAGAGUUGUCACUGACAGUUAACGUGCUGACGCAGGAUGAUGUUGAUUUACUUGCUCAGUUACUUAAUCUUUACCACCUAGAAUUGAACAUUCGAAAAUCCCUGAAAGAAAGAAUCCUCAUCCACAGUGGCGCUGUGGCAUUCCCAGUUCUCAAAUAUUUCACACUCUCUUGCUUCGCACCGUGGCUCAUCUUUGAUACUGGGGCGAUGCCCAAUCUUCAAACGCUCAGACUGAACCACCAUGGGCGCGGACUGAAGCGUUAUGGCCGCUUCAUACUUGAAGGCAUCGCACACCUGUUGAACCUCAAGGAAGUCCAUGUUGUGAUCUUCAAUGGUUACAGUAAUGGCAAAGCAAGGCCAGGUACAACGGUUGCCGAUGCUGAGGCUACUUAUAGGAAUGCCAUCAACGAGCACCCAGGGCAGCAUAGCAUCAAGGUAGAGGUUACCCUUUUCUGUUUAGUAUUGACACCCCCUGCUUUCAUAUAUGAUUCUGACGAAGGCGAGGUUGUGGAGGAGAGUCAAUAAUUGAGUUGAUCCAGUUGUCAGGCAGGUGUGCUUCAUCGAUCCACCAGUACUGCUGAAGGUGUAGGAGUUCGUGUAAUGAUACUCUAAGGGAGGCACGUAUUAGGCUACAGCCGUACGUGUUGAAAGCUUCAGCAAGUUAAGGCAACUUGAGGUGAAGCAGAUAAAAGGAAUGAAAUGGGGCAUAAAUUGAACUAUGUGUUUGCAGUAUUUUAACAAAUUUCUGACCCCAUCUUGUUGAGUAAUUAUUUUUUUGUUCAUAUUGUAUCUUUAAGAAUUUUCA
Molecule: messenger RNA, 3201 nt
Organism: Phragmites australis (common reed)
Lineage: Eukaryota; Viridiplantae; Streptophyta; Magnoliopsida; Poales; Poaceae
Product: disease resistance protein RGA5-like
Exons: 3
Coding region: 87-2921 (944 amino acids)
Biological process (GO): defense response to other organism
Molecular function (GO): ADP binding
Source: RefSeq, a predicted model, not a curated record